Aspergillus steynii IBT 23096 is the source of this 462-nucleotide messenger RNA. Its product is annotated as RNA-binding protein. The record is from RefSeq and is a predicted model, not a curated record. The transcript has 2 exons. The coding region runs from base 1 to 462 and encodes 153 amino acids. Gene Ontology annotation, molecular function: RNA binding. Lineage: Eukaryota; Fungi; Ascomycota; Eurotiomycetes; Eurotiales; Aspergillaceae.
AUGAGCGAGAAGGCUCGUCUGAAAUGCACCGUCUAUGUGGGGGGUCUCGACCAGGCGGUUUCCAUGCAGACGCUGGCCGAGGCAUUCGUGCCCUUCGGCGAGGUCGUUGAUAUUACCCUGCCCAAGCCGGACGUCCCCAACUCCAACGACCUCCACCGGGGGUUCGGCUACGUGGAAUUCGACCUGCCGGACGAUGCGAAAGAAGCAAUCGACAACAUGGACGGCAGCGAGCUAUACGGACGGACGAUCAAGGUGGCGCCCGCCAAACCGCAGAAGGACAGCAACGAGGGACUGGGUAGCAAAACCGCUAUCUGGGAGCAGGAGGGCUACCUGGCGAAGUACGCUGUGAGCGACGAGGACAAGAUGGCGUCGGAAGAGGCGCAAAUGGCAGCAACCGAGCGUCCUCAGGACCCGAUGCAGGGUCUGGAAGAGCUGGACGUCGCAGGACCGAAACCGGAAUGA